AUGGGGAACUCGUCGGAGCAGUUCUCGGUGAGCUUCAAGCUAUUCGAGUACUUCACUGACGCGCAGAGUGCUGCAAAGGCGCGCAAGGAAAGCAUGACUAUCUCAGCAAUUCCACCCCCCGAACCCGUCUGGUGUUUGGAUCGACGGGACUCGGGCCAUCUAUUCUGGCGCCGAGAGUCGUCGAAGGUGAAGUUCCGAUACGAUGUGGAGGUACUGGAGUUUACCAAAGACCCGUACGAAGAUCAGCUACUCAUCACAGACAGUGAGCUAAAUCGAACGAAGCAACAGCAGGCCGGAGCCGUGUCCAACAUGAUCGUUGUUUGUGUUACCUGUGUUGCGGCCAUUGCCGUUACGGUAGUGUUACCGUGGUUCCUGAUCGGAUCGGCUUAG
This is a messenger RNA of Anopheles maculipalpis, 390 nucleotides long. RefSeq lists its product as uncharacterized. The transcript is spliced from 3 exons. Lineage: Eukaryota; Metazoa; Arthropoda; Insecta; Diptera; Culicidae. Bases 1 to 390 code for a protein of 129 amino acids. The record is from RefSeq and is a predicted model, not a curated record.